AUGGACGGGUCCCAGGGCCAGGCUGGCCAGCCGAUGGCGCAGCCGCAGCAGCACUCCAAUCUGAUUCGCACAGAUCAGGUCCAGAAGUUGCCGCACCUGAAUGACCAGCAGAAAGCGCAGCAUACCAAUGUCGUGCGCUCUCUCUGGGAUUCGCUCAACACCCGCGAUCCUCAGAGCCACGAUUAUCAGACCGCACACAUGAAGCUGUCCCAGCUGUCCCAGAACUUGAUGAAGGGUAUGCGGAUUUUCCAGCAGAGCCGCCAGCAGGCUCUCCAGCAGCAGCAAGCCCAGGCCGCCGUCGCGCAGCAGACAGGUCAGCCGGUGCAACGAAUCCAAUCCAAUAAUCCGCAGAAUCUUAGCCAGCUGCUACCGCAGAUCCAGGCCAAGGUCAGCUCGCUCAAUUUCUACCUGCCGCCGAACGUGACCCAGGAGCAAGUGCAGACGUGGAUUCCCGAAGCCCGGUUGCGAUAUGGUAUUGCGCUGCAGAAGCAGGAAGUUGGACGAGCACGGAUCGCGGAUUUGCGUUCGCAAUUUUCCCAGCGCCAGGCCCAGGGCCAAAUGCCCAACGAUGAAGUCCAGGAGUUCAAGAACCGGCAACUGGCGGCUGAGAAGCUGUUCCGGGAGGGCAGCGACUUCUUGAACAAGUUCAAGGAGCAGCAGGAGAGCUUCAAGAUGCAAUCGCAACAGAACCCUCAGAUGAAUCAAGCUGUACAGGGCACGACUGCACCUGCAGCUCAACCUGCGUCGACAGCUCCGGCGGCUCCUCAGGCUCCUCAGGCGCCGACAGGAAAUGUGACAAAUGCGAUGCCCGGCCAGGCGCCGACUCCGGCACCGCACACUAUAAACUCGGCUGUAAACGCAGCGCGCAACCAGGCAGGGCAAACUGCGAUGUCCCCCACGACAUCCCAGCCAGGUCAAGCGCCGACAUCAUCGGCAAGCGCCACGCCCGCGCCUCCCGCGCAACAGCCAGGGCAGCGACCCCAGCCGCCAUCGCAGCAGGGCACUCCAGGCGCACAAGUGACAUUCACUCAGACACCUAACGCCGACGGAUCCACGCCCACACCAACAGGCCCGCCGGUAAACAACCAGGCGCAGGGCCCGCCGCGUCCCCUGUCACACCAAGCUGCGAUGCAGCAGGCAGCGCAGAACUACAACGCGAACCAGAAUCAGCCACCAUCGCAAGCUGUCAACCAGGCUGCAAGUAAUCAGCAACCUCACCCUCAAGGCUACCUCUCCAACCGAUCCACCGACGCCUCGGCCCGCAACAUCAACAUGGCCAUCCCCAAAACCCUCAACGUCUCCACCCCCGAAGCCGUCCAGAUGCCUGCUGCACGCCCCUCCCUCUCAGGUGGUCCCAGCCACCCAACAGUCGGCAUGAUGGGCCAGCCCGCCGUCCAAAAACACCCCGGCUACGUCCUCGAAGGCGAGGGCCAACACGUCCUCAGCAAGAAAAUGCUCGAUAUCCUCGUGCGCCAAGUCACCGGCGGCGGUGAGGGCGAGAUGCUGACCCCCGACGCAGAAGAGUUUAUCCUCCAGAUGGCAGACGACUUCAUCGACGACGUUAUCACCCAGGCCUGUCGCCUGGCUAAGCUGCGUCCCUCGUCGUCCCUCGAGAUCCGCGAUAUCCAGCUCGUUCUCGAGCGUAACUACAACAUGCGCAUCUCUGGAUUCUCCACCGAUGACCUCCGCACCGUUAAGAAGCCCCAGCCUACUCAGGGCUGGUUGCAGAAGAUGUCUGCUAUUCAGGCCGCUAAGGUCACGCAGGGACGCUCGGAGUAG
Messenger RNA from Penicillium cinerascens, 1779 nucleotides. RefSeq names its product putative transcription initiation factor TFIID subunit 12. The coding region runs from base 1 to 1779 and encodes 592 amino acids. The record is from RefSeq and is a predicted model, not a curated record. The transcript has 2 exons. Gene Ontology annotation, molecular function: DNA binding; protein heterodimerization activity; TBP-class protein binding. NCBI's taxonomy places the organism in Eukaryota, Fungi, Ascomycota, Eurotiomycetes, Eurotiales, Aspergillaceae. Gene Ontology annotation, biological process: DNA-templated transcription initiation; RNA polymerase II preinitiation complex assembly. Gene Ontology annotation, cellular component: transcription factor TFIID complex; SAGA complex; SLIK (SAGA-like) complex.